AUCGUUAAAUUCGAAGUCAGCGCGCGCUUGGUUCCUUUGGGUCAUGUGACCCAGGCGGGCGGAAGUGUCGGUCAGACCUUCUUUUCAAUCAUUUUGUCUUGUUGCUGUGGAAAUAUGGCGGAAUUAUUGCUGAAGAUUAAAAAGUUAAUAGGUGCGAAAAAGAAGACGCCAUUGUGUCAGAGCGACGUACAGCUGUGGGGUUUACGAGGAAUACAGCUGAGGGCCUACCAGCUGGACGGCGUCCAAUGGCUGACGCAGUGCCUGAAGGAGCAGCAAGGAUGCAUCCUUGCCGAUGAGAUGGGCUUGGGAAAAACCUGCCAGACCAUCUCCCUGCUGGUCUACAUGUCUGCAGCUGUUGGUACCAAAGGUCCAUUUCUGGUCCUCAGCCCGCUUUCUGUCAUGGAGAACUGGAGGAAUGAGUUGGAACGCUUUGCCCCGUCCCUGACGGUCCUGUGCUACAAGGGAGAUCGAGACAGACGGGCCCAGAUUCAAGCGGACGCCGACACGCAGGACUUCCAUGUCUUGCUCACCACAUACGAGCUCUGUCUCAAAGACGCUUCUUUCCUGAGACGGUGGAAGUGGAAGGCGCUGGUCGUAGACGAGGCUCACCGGCUGAAGAACCCGAAGUCUCUGUUGCACCAAACCCUGACGCAGUUCUCCGUGGGCUUCAGAGUGCUGCUGACAGGAACUCCCAUCCAGAACAACCUGCAGGAGCUCUACUCCCUACUCAGCUUCAUCCAGCCCACAAUCUUCUCAGCCGAGGACGCGGACCACUUCGUCCGGGCUUACUCCGACGUCCAGAGUCGACCCGAGCUCGCCAACGAGCUUCAGAGCGUCCUGGAGCCCUUCCUGCUCCGCCGGGUCAAGUCGGAGGUGGCGCUUGACCUGCCCAAGAAGAGCGAGCUGGUGGUCUACCACGGAAUGUCAGCGCUGCAGAAGAAGUACUACAAAGCCCUCCUGAUGAAGGACCUCGAGGCUCUUGGGAGCGAGCAGAGCAACAAGACCCGUCUGCUCAACAUCUUGAUCCAGCUGAGGAAGUGCGUGGAUCACCCGUAUCUCUUCGACGGAGUGGAGCCGGAGCCCUUCGAGAUGGGAGAGCAUCUGAUUGAGGCCAGCGGGAAGCUCUGCCUCCUGGACAGCAUGUUGGCUUACCUGCAGGAAGGCGGCCAUCGUGUUCUGCUCUUCUCCCAAAUGACCAGAAUGCUGGACAUCCUUCAGGACUACAUGGAGUACAGAGGUUUCAGCUACGAACGCCUGGACGGCUCGGUCCGAGGCGAGGAGCGCAACCUGGCGGUGAAGAACUUCAGCAGCAGCGACGUCUUCGUCUUCCUCCUCAGCACCAAAGCAGGAGGGGUUGGCAUCAACCUCACAGCCGCCGACACUGUCAUUUUUAUGGACAGUGACUUCAACCCACAAAACGACCUGCAGGCCGCCGCCCGCUGCCACCGCAUCGGUCAGAACAGGCCGGUGAAGGUGAUCCGCCUCCUGGCCAGAGACACGGUGGAGGAGAUCAUGUUCUCCCGCGCCGUCUCCAAGCUGGAGCUCACCAACACGGUGAUGGAGGAGGGUCGCUUCUCUUUGCUGGACCGCGCCCAGACGGCCGCCGCGGGACUGCAGCUGAGUGAGAUCCUAAAGUUCGGAGUAGAUAAGCUGCUGUCUUCAGAGGCGAGUUCGGUACAGGACGUGAGACUGGAGAAGAUCCUGGGCACCUCGCACGGCGGUCGCUGGACUGUUGACGAGGAGGAGGACGAGGAAAACUCCUUACAAGAAGAGGAAGACAGCGGCUCUGAAUCCGACAGGCAGAACCACAUGUACUGCUUUGAGGGCAAAGACUACAGCAAGGACCCCAGCGCGGAGGACCAGAAGAGCUUUGAUCAGCUGCUGGAGGAGCAGAUGGCCGAGCUGCAGAAAGGUGCCGGAGAGGGAAGAAGCCUACGAAACAAAACCGAAGUGUCAGCGGCAGUGACGCUCAGCUUCCCGACAAGGAAGAGGAGGCCGCUGACGGAGGCGGAGCUAGAGUUGAGGCGGCAGAAGCGGCAGGAGGCGGCGGCCAAGAGAGCCAAGUACCAGGAGGACCUCAAGAAGAAGCAGGAGGAGCAGAAAUACAAGAAAAAGAUGGCGCGGUGGGAGUCGGUCGGCUACAAAUCCCCAUGCCUGAAGCUGGCGGACAGCGAGGAAGACGACGAAGAGGAGGAUGACGGCAGCAGCGCGAGUUCCGCGGACUCGGACAGCGGCGCCAUCCACUACGUCCUGGGAGACGUGACGCAUCCUCUCGCCGCACGCGGGAUUGUCAUCAUCGUCCACUGCGUCGACGACUCGGGCUGGUGGGGCAAGGGAGGCCUGUUCACCGCCCUGGAGAGGCGCUCAGAUGAACCGCGGCGGGUCUACGAGCUGGCUGGACGGAUGAAUGACUUGGACCUGGGCAGCGUUCUCCUCUUCCCCAUCGACGACAAACAGUCCAGGAUGAACGGGAGCGAUUACCUGGCCCUCAUCGUCGCACAGCAGCGGGGCAAAGACAACACGCUGUCCGCCAUCUUGCUGCCGGCGCUCGACGAAGGUCUCCAGAAGAUUCACGCUGCCGCCAAACAGAUGAAAGCGAGUGUGCACCUUCCACGCAUCGGACACGCCACCAAGGGCUUCAACUGGUACGGCACGGAGCGUCUGAUCAGGAAACACCUGGCCAGCAGAGGCGUGCCCACCUUCAUAUACUAUCACAGUCGCAGUAGAAGCACCAACGCCACCUCGGCCUGUGCGAGCUCUUCUGCACAUCAAAGCCCAGACUCUGCAGAACCUUCUUCCUCUCUCGCCACGCCUCAGCUGCCCAGCUUCAUGGCGGGCGUCCACGUCUUCUUUUACAACCUGCCUGCCACUGAGAGGAAGAAGCUGGCUCGCUACCUCCUCACCUAUGACGGCGACGAAGAGGAGGUGAUGAGCGGCGAGGUCACCCACAUCGUAGCCGAAGUGGAGAACGACGUCCAGGCCCAGGAUCUCCAGGACCUGAGGUGCCGCUCCACUGGGGCAGUGGUGCUGCACAAAGCCUGGCUGGAGGCCUGCUUCUCUAAACAACGACUUGUCAGCACCGCACGCUUCAAACAUACACCCGCCUGAAGUGUGUGUGUGUUUGUGUGUGUGUGUGUGUGUUUUAUUGAUCAAGACAUGGCAUAAAUGAUAAUAAAGGCUGUGUUUUUGCAACAUGGCAUGAGCACACUUUUAGUGGAGAAAAA
Molecule: messenger RNA, 3224 nt
Organism: Nerophis ophidion (straightnose pipefish)
Lineage: Eukaryota; Metazoa; Chordata; Actinopteri; Syngnathiformes; Syngnathidae
Gene: chd1l
Product: chromodomain helicase DNA binding protein 1-like
Exons: 25
Coding region: 115-3108 (997 amino acids)
Biological process (GO): DNA repair; chromatin remodeling
Cellular component (GO): nucleus
Molecular function (GO): ATP binding; ATP-dependent chromatin remodeler activity; DNA helicase activity
Source: RefSeq, a predicted model, not a curated record